Molecule: messenger RNA, 1391 nt
Organism: Dermacentor andersoni
Lineage: Eukaryota; Metazoa; Arthropoda; Arachnida; Ixodida; Ixodidae
Source: RefSeq, a predicted model, not a curated record
AUGCUACUGUUCCACCUAGAUCUGGAGAUAUUCGAUAAAUACAAGUACCUUGGGGUGUGGAUAAAUAAUGGCAUUGAGUAUCGGACAGAGUAUGAAAAAUAUCUAACGACUAAAGGUAACAGAAGUGCAGCGAUUAUGAAGUGUAGGGCACUGUGGAACUACAAUAGGUACGAGGUAGUACGAGGGAUAUGGAAGGGGGUAAUGGUUCCAGGCCUGACUUUUGACAAUGCAGUGCUAUGUAUGAGAGCAGAGACCCGGCAACAGUUGGAAACUAGGCAACAUGGUGUGGGUAGGCUCACUCUGGGAGCACAUGGCAAGACACCAAAUCUUGGGGUGCAGGGGCAUCUGCAAUGGUCUUCUUUCGAUGGCAGAGAGGCUAGUAGCAAGGUAGCAUUUGAAGAGCGAAUGAGAAAAAUGGGAGAAUUGUGGUGGGCUAGGAAGGUUUUCACUUACUUAUACACGAGGAAUGUUGACACGAGGUGGAGGAAGCGAACUAGAAAAUUGACAAGCAAAUACUUGGGCAGUAGCGGGAGGACAAGUAAGCAAUCAUCUGUCAAGAAAAAGGUUAAGGAGACAGAGAGGGGUAUGUGGAGUACAGAGAUGCAAACCAAAUCGGCAUUGGAGACAUACAGGACGUUUAAGCAAGAAAUAGCCAAAGAAAAUAUUUACGAUAACUCUAAGGGAAGCUCAUUGUUGUUUGAAGCCAGGACAGGUGUACUGCGGACUAAAACGUACCGAGCCAGAUACCAGGAGAUAGAUUUGGUGUGCGAGGCGUGUGGAGAGGAGGAGGAAACGGCUGAACACCUGAUACUUGCUUGUAAACAACUUCACCCUGCAGUUGAAUUUAACGGGGAACUAUUCAAAGCUUUGGGUUUUAAAGACAGUGAAAGUAGAAUAGACUUUGAACAGGUAGAAAUAACUAAACGGAGACUAUCUGAUUGGUGGAUAAUAUCAACGCAAAAGUAAAGGACUAAAUACAUAGGUAUGCAUGCAUAUAGAACCAUUAAAGGCUAGGUGGCGCGCACCGCCGCAGCCCGAUUCAAAGGGUUGAGCCUCAAUCAUCCAUCCAUCCGAAGUGAAAACAUUUUGUGCCACUCUGCACAAGUUUGCAUCUCAAUGUGUCUUUUUUAGGCAGACGAGGUGAUGUCGUUACAACUCCGUCAAGCUUAACAAGACUACACAAGCGUUGCCAUAAAUCUUGCAGUAGAGGUAGCUGAGGUAUUAGUAAAUUUAAUUAAUACAUGGGCAACGCUAAGCGCCGACGGUGAAUGCAAACAUUCAUUCUCUCAUUGCAGAAAUGUCUGUGCAUAGCUGCUUGAAAUGAAGGAAGUGCUGUGCAGUGCAAUAUUAGUUACAUCAACAUUUACACACGUCACUGCAAAACUUAAGGA